CAGUGCUCUGCUUUGUUUGCAGAAAUUGAACCCUCCUGCAGUUCUGAAAGCUCCCAAAGAGAGAAAGCCAAGCAAGAAGGAGGGAGGGUCACCAGGGAAGUCGUCGAACCUCCCAGCUAUGCUCUACAGCUGUGGGAUCUGUAAGAAAAACCAAGACCAGCAUCUUUUACUGCUAUGUGACACGUGUAAGCUGCAUUACCACCUGGGCUGCCUGGACCCGCCUCUCACACGCAUGCCGAAGAAGACCAAAAACAGCUACUGGCAGUGCUCUGAGUGCGACCAGGCCAGCAGUGAUGAGGCUGACAUUGCCAUGGAGACGCUACCUGAUGGAACCAAAAGGUCCAGGAGGCAGAUCAAGGGACCAAUCAAAUUCAUCCCUCAAGAAAUGAGCCCAGAACCCAAGAAGCCUCAAGUGAGAGGGACUAGAACCAGAGGCCAGAAGAGGAAAAGAACGUCCAUCUGCGAGGAGGAGAAGAUCGAGGAACCUUCACCGCGGGAGCGCAGACAGAGGCAGUCGACUCUACAGAAAAAGCCCAAAGCCGAUGACACGAGGACCGAGUGCACCACCUGCAAGGGCCCCGGCGACAAUGAAAACCUAGUGAGGUUGUGAGAGCCGGGCACCACCUCCUCCCCUAGAAAAGGACAGAUGAGAGAGAGACAGGGAGAGAGAGAGAGAGAGGGAAAUUAACUCGUUUGAAGAGCGGCGUUGGGGUCGGGGAGGAGCCACCUUCGACCGUCCCUUCUGCCCAAAUCCAUGGACCUAAUCAUGGUUAAACGACGGUCCGGCAAAAUAUUCUGAAAGACUAUCGUAUAUGGACUAACGUAAAAUUGGUUCAGUUUGCACUGGGAGGGGGCGAUCGACCCUCAUUGGACACUUUAAAUGGACUUUAUAUGGACAGAAUACUCAGUUAGCCAGUUUGGAGGCAAAUAGCGUCGUUCUUUUUGGAAUACAUGAACAGUAACGCUGUUUCUGGGCCUUUUGCUCUAUGGAUUAAGCCAGAUUCUGGGCCGUUUCACCAUCUUUGCAAGCGAUUUGCUGUCAUCUGGCCUUCUUUGGGCCUCCUGGACUUUCCUUUUCUCUCUCACUUUUACAUUGGCUUUAAAACAGCGCACACUUCACUCGAUCAGCUGUGUUGAUUGAGUCCAAGGUGCUUCUGAAAGCUAAUUGUGUCCUCUGUCUUGCUUUUAUUAUGAAUGCUUUUAUUGCUUUUGUUUCGUGACUCUGCUCUUUUUUUGCCUGUGAUGUUUGGAUUGUAUGGUUAAAAGUGGUUAGACGAUAGAAUCAGUCGAAUCUGUGUUUGAAUCUUUUUACUAGUUGUGGUAGCAUAAUAUAGCUCAAAAUGAUAAUAUUCAUACUUAAACUUAUAGUUCUUUCCUUAGUAUCAUAUCAGUGAUAGCCUGAAUCUCACAAGAACAUAUCUAGGUAUAUUUCACCAUUGAAAUUCACCACAUGAUACUCAUACAUUUCCUAUCCCGAAGUAAAGCCGGUUCUAUAAUUAGAAGUAAAUCUCUAUCACCUGCUUUCAAAUGGAGUGGCAUUUACUACACAGAGCCAUAGUUCACUGACAAAGCUACGCAAUAUCGCGUUCAUUAUUGCCGAUUAUCGCCUGCCUGUAGCUUGUAAGUGACAAGAUUCACAGGAUAAUCAAAUUUGACUGACAGGUGACACGGGGGUCUAACUUCCCACUUUGACGGUAUCCUGUGACUUCUGCCUUUAUGCCAUUGGGGACAGCUACAUGCUUUCUCAAACUGCUUACUCGCAACAAUUCCCUUCCCUGGGAUUUACACAGCUUUCCCUCUCUGGAUGACUUUAGCUGCCCUUUAACCUCUCACCCCACUGUAUCUCUAGCCACAGCUUUAUCUCUCUCUUCUACAGCUGUCUUGCCUAGCUCACAGCAUACUGUGUGUGUAAGUGUUUGUUGGGGCACAUACUGCAUCUGCUUUGUCGAGAUAAUGCUGCAAGAUGGAGCCUUUUAGAUUACAGGUCUCCUGUUAAGUCAUGUGAUGUCAGUUUAGCGAAGUAUUGAGUUCUUUCUGGCAUGAGCUGUGCUGGGUUUUUUUUUUUUUGUACCUCAAAUGUUUUGGAUUUGAAAAGUUUAUUUGUACUUGAAUUUUUUUUCUUCAUAUAUUUAUUUCAUGUAAAUAUCUGACAUGGUAAUGUAUUUCUUAGAUAUUCCCCAUAAUUAAUGUGUUAAUGUGACUUAAACUGAGAUUAUGGCAUUGCAUCCGUGAGUAUUUGUGUCCUGUGUAUAUGCAGUGAUUUUGUUACCGUGCGUCAUUUCGCACAAGUGUGGUCUUGGGACAGAGGCAUUGCGUCAUGCAAGCCUUAAUAAACUUUUGACUUUUUCGCCUCA
Molecule: messenger RNA, 2354 nt
Organism: Carassius gibelio (silver crucian carp)
Lineage: Eukaryota; Metazoa; Chordata; Actinopteri; Cypriniformes; Cyprinidae
Product: PHD finger protein 14-like
Exons: 6
Coding region: 119-610 (163 amino acids)
Source: RefSeq, a predicted model, not a curated record